UCAGGUACCUACCCUGGCUUCUUUGCGGCCAGCUCUCCCUUCCGUAUCCCCAUGCAGGAACGGAUUAAUUUUAUGGACUUUAACUGGGACACCUAUGAUUUGAAGAACAAAACCAUUCGUUUUACCAAUUGUUUCAUCUUGCAGGGAGAGGAAUUGAUCUCCGAUUAUUUGUGGAUACGUGACGGUGUAAUCGCUGACGGACUAUCACUUUUUUACACACAUAAGCUGACUGCCGAUAUCACUAUCGAUGCGGGAGGUGCCGUAAUAGCCCCUGGUUUUAUUGAUAUACAAGUGAACGGUGCUUACGGCCAUGAUUUCUCCAAUCCAGAGCUGGACACCUGUGAGGUCUGUCGUGAAGUCGCGUUGAGGCUCCCACAUACAGGGGUCACAGCAUUUUGCCCCACCAUUAUAACAUCAGAUAAACAGACAUAUACCCAGAUUAUAUCACGCUUUGCCCAGUACGUAGAUCAACCAAAUUGUGCGCAGAUGCUCGGCCUUCAUUUAGAGGGACCAUUUAUCAGCAAGCUCCGACGUGGAAUGCACCCAAAAAAUCGCAUUUUGGAGUUCGGGCCUGAUCCAGUCAAGACACUUUUAGACACAUACGGCCGCAAUUUAGACAUCAUACGAAUAGUGACCAUAGCGCCUGAGAUUGAUGGUUCCAGUGGUGCAAUAACAGAACUCAUCUCGUGCGGUGUGGUUGUUUCUAUCGGACAUACUGAUGCAGAUUGUAAAGCAUUGGAACGCGCGAUCGCAUCCGGGGCCACCCUAUUGACCCACUUAUUCAACGCCAUGCCAAUGUUUCACCACCGGCACUCGCAUCUACUCGGAGGUAUAAUAAAGCCGCUGUCUUCCUUACAUGUGGGCAUAAUCGCCGAUUUAGUUCAUGUGCACCCAGCGGCACUACGGUUGGCUGACGCGCUCGCUCCAAGACGAGUCAUCUUAGUUACAGAUGCAAACACCGCUUUCGGACUGGGCGACGGAUCCUAUACUUUUGGAGAACAAAAUAUUGAAGUUAUCAAAGGAGUCGCCUAUGUGACCGGUACUGAUUGCCUGGCCGGCGGAACAACUGCGCUGUCGGUAUGUGUUCGUAACUACUGGCUAGAAGUCUGUCAACACAAUACCCAGCAAUCUGAGAACCAAUGUGGCCACUGGCGCGGAUUAGGUCAGGCGUUAGCGGCGGCUAGCACCCGACCGGCCAGAGUGCUUGGUUUGUAUCAGCGAAAUAUGGUCGCAGCGCUGGCGAAAGGAACGCUGGAGCCAGGAGCGGAUGCUGAUUUGACAAUAAUUUGCCCGAACUCGUUACGUCAUACCACCAAACCCACAGUAAAAAUUUUGUCCACGUGGAUCGCUGGCAAACCCGUAUUCACUGACCCCGCAGCCAAUUUGUCAGUCACUGCAUUUUCGUGAUCAUCUUUUCAGAUCUUUCCUUUAUCUUGAUUUUCGAAAACUCCCCAGCGAUUUGUGUGCCUCAGAUUUUCUUGGUCGGUGAUACUAGAUUCCUGCAUCAGGCCAAUGUGCAGAACACAACUAACGCCCCUACAUAAACAGAAUUGGUACCCUUUGCUUGUGUCGAUGCUUCCUAUAUCGUUAUUUCCCAUGCCACUCAGUAUCACCGAAAUACCAACAUUAAUAGUCUUGUCAAGUUGACGUCGACGUGGAUUAUUAUUAGGUAACUUUCAGACCAAUUACCAUCUUGAUUGGUGCGACGCGAUUUCGCCCUGAAUUUCUCAUCGACCCCGGGAACGCUUUGAAAAACAACCACCUGGCGGGGCGGAUUUGAGAGUUCGUGUCGAUUUGUUGAAAGAAUUAUGUGUCGUUUGUCACUGUGAUGUGCUUGGCCGUGAUGUAAUCAUUUUCACACGUGAGCUGAAGGUGAGAAAAACUAACUAUUGUGUCGCAAUACAAAAGCGGGAUGUACGAACACUCAAGACACAAAACAUCAUAAAAUACAAAAACAACUGGUACUAUGCUGCUUAUUAACAGCGUGCUUCAAGAUUGAGAGCGUGGUUGGAGGGGGAAGAUAAGCGGGAUGUGGAGGGAUAGGGAAAUCACAACAUAAAUGCCAUCAGGGCCACUUUUCGCCAUGUCAACCAGUAUAUCUAACCAAACGUGUUCAUUAUCCUUCAGACCCCAGCCCGGCAGUCGGGAGACACCAACCGACGCCAAAUUCGAAGUGAGGGACCUCAUUCCAUAUGUACAGGUCAUUGGUUGGCAUCCUCUUCUCUUCCAUCCAAGUUUAGCUGUGAUAUUAUUCACCAAAAUCAGAGCCUCCGUUCUUUCCUGUCGUAUCUGAUGUGGAACGGGUUUCAUCACUAGCGCAAACUGUGGAUAAUCGUCGAAAUGGGUUGCUAACUGCUCACGAGCACACGUUAACUGCAGUAAAGAUUCGAUUUUCACAGUGCCUUCUUUCGUCAGUUUCAUUGGAAGUUACCUCUACGAACCGAAUGAUGCUUUUCAAGGUCUGUUAAGCAGCUCAUUUCACUCCAGUUGAUUUAACUACAUAAGUGUGGAAGAUUCCCAGAUGUCUUAUCCUCC
This is a messenger RNA of Dicrocoelium dendriticum, 2535 nucleotides long. Lineage: Eukaryota; Metazoa; Platyhelminthes; Trematoda; Plagiorchiida; Dicrocoeliidae. The record is from the annotation of a GenBank genome assembly.